Messenger RNA from Rotaria sordida, 657 nucleotides. The record is from the annotation of a GenBank genome assembly. NCBI's taxonomy places the organism in Eukaryota, Metazoa, Rotifera, Eurotatoria, Philodinida, Philodinidae.
AUGGACGUGAUUACAAACGUAAAUGUGGGUACUGGUGAUAUUCAUCCCAUAGUUUUAGCCACAUUUGGUGUUGCAUCUUGUUUUGCUGUUAUUAUUGAACUUGAAAAUAAGAAUGUCUAUGAUUUAGACAUGGGUGCAAUUAUUAAAACUGUAUUUAUAAUUGGGGGUUGGAAUGAUAUGUUUUAUAUGGCAUUACGAAAGCAAAUUGAUUUAGUACGUAAUCAUUGUAAAAUUAUGCUUAACUUAAUUGGUUUUAAUAUGCCAGUAAAAAAAUCAAAUGAUAAAAAUAAAGAAGCAGGUGAUGACGACAGUCCAAAUGAUUAUGUCGUUGAUGCUACUAUCAUAUACGAUCGAUCAUUAAAUCCUCAUACAUUUAUCAUUGGUCAAUAUGCUGGUCGUGAACAUCAAAUGGGUACUAAUCGAAAUGAUUCAUUAUUACAAGUUAUAUAUGAAUUUGAUGCAAUAUUGAAAAACUUCCAAGCAUUUAUAUGCGCGAAUGCUCGUGGAUCGCCUUAUUAUACUGAUUUAUUAAAUCAAGUGUUAUUGAACGUUAACAGUCAAUUGUAUAUUUAUGAUUCUUUCCUUGAUGAUAAUUUUAAAACAAAAAUAGAUACUUUAUUAUCACGAGUUAAAAAAACAACAAUCUUAUACGAAUAA